AUGGAGCCUAGGAAGCUCACUCAUGAUGCGUACUCCGUCGGUUGGGUAUGCGUCCGCGACUGCGAGGUGGACGCCGCUAGAGCCUUGUUGGACGAGGAAGAUGAACCACUUGACGGCGUCAACGACGACAACAGCUAUCUAGUUGGCCGAAUUGGAAAACAUAAUGUGGUAAUUGCCUUUCCUGCUUCGAGUGGGUCGCAUUCGACGAUACAAACAGUGACGAACAUGAUCCGCACUUUCCCAAAAAUUCGAUUUGGACUGAUGGUUGGCGUGGGAGGGGGAGUACCUAAUUAUCCUCGAAUUGAUAUUCGACUGGGAGAUGUAGUUGUCAGUGAACCUGGUGGAACACAUGGGGGCGUCCUACAAUACGACAAGGGCAAAUGGCUGGAGGGACAGUUUGAAAUCACAUCACACCUGAAUCGACCACCUUCAGUAUUGCAAAAAGCAAUCAAGCGUUUGCGAGCUGAUCAUCGAUUCAGAAAGGGGAAGAUGCAAUCAUACAUUGAGGAAAUUAUCCAGAAACUCGGCGAACUGCUUGGUUCAGAAGACCCGUUCUUUCCAGGGGUAGACCGAGAUAUACUAUUCCUGGCAGAUUAUCACCAUGUCGGAGGAGAGGAAUGCACAGACUGCGAUAAACUCCAAGUGGUACAGCGUAAAUCCCGCACUCAACCUCUCAUCCAUCACGGUCUCAUCGCGUCUGGGGAUAUCGAAAUGCGAUCUGCCAAACGUCGAGAUGAGCUACGAGAUGCGCACAAGAUCCUAUGCUUUGAGAUGGAAGCAGCUGGCCUGAUGAAUCACUUUCCAUGUCUUGUUAUUCGUGGAAUUUCCAAUUACUCCGACAGUCAUAUGAAUGAGCAAUGGCAGCCAUAUGCCGCCGUUGUUGCAGCUGCAUAUGCCAAAGACCUCCUCCGAAUAGUCAAUGCAGAGGAGAUCAGCAAUACUGAACUGGCUGCCAGCACCUUUGAAAAUAGUAUCAUACUUGACGAUGGCCACAAAAUGAAGAUCCUCAACUGGCUGACUCCGUCUAGCCAUGGAACCCACCAAAGUAAUUUCUUCAGGAAAGCCCAAAAGGGAACCGGCACAUGGCUAUUAGAAUCGGAUAAAUUCCAGCAAUGGCUUCAUCAAACAAAGGGCAUUCUGUUCUGCCAAGGUAUCCCCGGGGCAGGCAAG
Messenger RNA from Aspergillus wentii DTO 134E9, 1170 nucleotides. RefSeq lists its product as uncharacterized. Gene Ontology annotation, molecular function: catalytic activity. Gene Ontology annotation, biological process: nucleoside metabolic process. The transcript has 3 exons. The annotation marks the transcript as partial. Lineage: Eukaryota; Fungi; Ascomycota; Eurotiomycetes; Eurotiales; Aspergillaceae. The record is from RefSeq and is a predicted model, not a curated record.